CUAUAAAACACCCAGUCCUGUGAACUUCCCUCACACCACUUCAGUGGCAGACAGAGAUGAGGCUGACAGUUGAUACGCAGAAACAGGAAAGGGUCUUGGAUUCCCAAGAAGCAAACCUGAGACGAGGGUACAAGUAGUUUAUUGGGAGGUGGUUCUGAUACCGGUGGUGAAAAACUAAAAGGAAGGACCUUCGUUUUUGUCUUCUCUGAAGGAAGAAUUCAGCAAAGAGACCAAGAUUGUGAAAAGAUAAAGGUGUUUAUGAAAAGAAGCAGAAUACAUGUAAAAGAACACGCAGCUGAACUCAGAGUGAGUUAUGUGCAACGGGGCCAGCUUAGGUUGCUUAAAUCGAGGUAAUUUUCUGCUUUUUUUUUUUUUCUGACCAGUCAUCUUCAUAUUUGGUCCUGGUAUGGGCUUGCAUCUCUCAGCCAAGAUGGAUUCCAGCUGACCUCUUCUCCCUCCUUUUGUCCUUCCGCCUAGACUGAGGGCCUUCUCUGGGUGUGUGUCGGGCCAGGAAACCCCACAAGAAUGCACCCCAUCUGGGCACAGUGCUCCCGCUGGCCUCCCGUCUUGAAGCAUCAGCAGGAGACCAGCUGUAAUUGCUCAGCUGGGGGCCUGUGUAUCUCCUACCUCAGGUCUGAAGGGAGGAACUUGACCCAGACGUUACUGAGUAGGAUCUCCUGUGAGCACCCAGGGCUCCAUCCCGCUAGGGACCCUCCGAGAUGGGGCCAGGAGUAGGAUGAGGCCCUUGGGGUGCCAGAUUAAGGAGGGACCCACUCUCGCACAACGCUGGUAGGUGCCACCUUAAAUCUUGCAUCCUGGAGCCUCUCUCACCUUGUCCGAGCCCCUGCCCUGGUCUGAGAGACUGUGCAGAACUAACCUCACGAUUGUUCCAUCCACAACUGGGAGCCAGGGAUCUUGUCGCUGACCCCAUCCUUCACUGACUGAGCAUUUCCCCUAGGUUGUUAAGUCCCAGGACUUGCAGCCUUGAGGCAGAGGCAGAGGGAGGAAGAGCUGGUCCUGCAGGAACCUCAGAGGCCUGCUGGAGGCACGUGGGCCUGGGUGUCCAUGGUCCCUGCAGUGGACGGAGAGGAUGUGUUUACAAAGAGAGGGCAGGGAGCCUGAAGUGUUUCCCUCCUCUUUCCGGGGCCCACCCCCUUCUGCUCCUGUGGCCUUUGAAGCCCGUGAAGGAAACGUUCAAGAGAAUCACUUGGAGAACCAGGCUGUGUCUUCGGAAUCUGGAGAUGCCAGGACUGGUAGUCUUCUCGGACCUGGUGGUAGCCGCCUUGUGAAGUCCUUGAGGUGCUGACAAUUUCUGAUAAUCCCGAAGCGGAGCCACCCAGAUAACCUGCCCUUGCGUUUCUGAUGGACAGCCUGGAGCUGGAGACUUGGGAGUCAGCUCUGCCAGCAACUCCACUGUGACUUUGGCAAGCCAGUUAAACACCUUCCAUCCGGUGACUCACUCUGCUGCCCCCUCAAGAAUGAGCAGCAUCUGAGAGAAGCAGGCCAGUGUGGGAAGUGGAACCCAGGGCCCUGCAGGUGAUCUGUGUGCACGUUAAAGUGUGGAAGCGCUGGACUAAAGAAUAGUGACUCUCCCAGAGUUCCAGGACAGCAUGAUGGCUCUCCUGGGAUGCAAACCCAGGCUCCAAGUCUCCCAGAGAAGUGCUUUUCUGACGGCGUUGCUACACUCUUUGCACUUUAGCUGACCUAAAGUAGGCACAUACAUCCUCUCGGUCAGCUCCCAUCCCUUGAGUGAUGGGGGAGCAAAGGAAACAAACUGCUGUGCCAAAGGAGGAAUUUGUGUUGAUCCUGAGAACAAAGACAAAGAUGGGGACAGAAAUUAGGAGGAGAAAAGAGGAGGAGAGUGGCAGAGCCUUGGAGGAAGAGGCACUGCCGUGGAUGUAGUGAGUAGAGACCGCCCAAAAAAGGCAAGAUGUGUGUAGAGUCCAAAGAAUACAAGGGUGGACAUGGACAAGAUCUACAGUGAGAAACGAGGGUUUCUGGCAGCCCAGAGGCGAAGGAAGUUGAUUCUGACUGCCCUGAUGGUUUUGGGUAGCUCACUCUGUUUCUGAAGAAGAAUGAUGGAGCAGUAGACCCACCCCUAUUUUGCCACCGACCACAGACAGAUGAGAUACCCACAGAGGAGCUGUUUUCCACUCAGCUGCAGACACCCAGCAGGGCAGACUGAGACAAACUAGCAACACUGAAAACCUCCGAAGGAAGGCUCCAAUUAAGUACAGAAAAGAACAAGGAUUUGGAGAAGACAGAUGUGGUUUUUGAGUCCUGGCUCUGUUGCCUCACCCUUUGUGUAACUUCAGGUGCUGGACAAAAGCUGAGAUUCAGAAAUGUGGCAUGGUGGAGAGGGAUGUCUGAGUGUCCAAUAAUCAAAUGCCUUGGAAAAAUCGUGCCUCUGUGGCUGGCCUCCUCCUGCCUUGAUGGAUUACACACCUGAGCCCAAUUUGACAACAGUAACUGACUUCUACUAUCCUGAUAUCUACUCGAGCCCCUGCGAUGGGGAGGGGAGAGACAGCAAGCUGCUUCUUGCCGUCUUCUACUGCAUCCUGUUUGUAUUUGGUCUUCUGGGCAACAGCCUGGUCAUCCUAGUCCUUGUCGCCUGCAAGAAACUGAGGAGCAUCACGGACGUAUACCUCUUGAACCUGGCCCUGUCUGACCUGCUUUUUGUCUUCUCCUUCCCCUUCCAGACCCACUAUCAGCUGGACCAGUGGGUAUUUGGGACCAUCAUGUGCAAGGUGGUCUCUGGUUUUUAUUACAUCAGCUUCUUCAGCAGCAUGUUCUUUAUAACCCUCAUGAGUGUGGACAGGUACCUGGCAGUGGUCCAUGCUGUGUAUGCCUUGAAAGUGAGGACGAUCCGCAUGGGCACAGCCCUGAGUCUGGUGGUGUGGCUGACUGCCCUCGUGGCCACUAGCCCGUUACUAGUAUUUUACCAAGUGGCCUCCGAAAAUGGCAUCCUACAGUGUUACACGUAUUACAAUCAGCAGACGCUGAAGUGGAAGAUCUUCAUCCACUUUGAAGUGAAUAUCUUAGGCCUGCUGAUCCCGUUCAGCAUCCUGAUGUUCUGCUAUAUCAACAUCCUGCACCAGCUGAAGGGCUGCCAGAACCACAACAAGACCAAGGCCAUCAAGCUCGUGCUCAUAGUGGUGGUUGCCUCCCUACUCUUCUGGGUCCCUUUCAACAUGGUCCUCUUCCUCACUUCCCUGCAUGACAUGCACAUCUUGGAUGGAUGUGUCAUGAACCAGCAGCUGAUCUACGCCACGCAUGUCACAGAAACCAUUUCCUUCACCCACUGCUGUGUGAACCCUAUUAUCUAUGCGUUCAUGGGUGAGAAGUUCAAGAAACACUUAUCAGAACUAUUUCGGAAAAGUUGCAGCCACAUCUUCAUCUACGUAGGGAGACAGGUGUCUAGGGAGGCCUUGGAAAAAUCAUCCUCGAAUCAGCACUCCACUCGCUCCUCCACCAUAGACUACAUUCUGUGAGUCUGUGCAGGGCAGAGCAUCCCUCUGCCUCCAUCACCCACCGGCUUGAAACAGAAACGAUUCACGCUGGAGUUGGAGGCUACAUUGAAGGGAGACUCCUAGAAAGCUAGCUACAGACACAAGACUUCUUUCAUGGUAUUCAGUGAAUUACUAUUAUUGCAAGUCAACCCUGUCAACUUUCAAAGACUUUGUCACUAUUUUCUGAAAAUAGUCUAUAUGUUUCACUGUGUUAGCUAUAGGGAUUCUGCCCCCCACCCCCCAGGUUUUGGAGUAUCUUUAUCAAACACCAGCUUAAAUUUUGUCAAAUGCUUUCUCCUUAUCUACUGAGGUGAUCAUGUUGCUUUCCUCCAUUAUUCUGUUAAUUUCAUGAACUAUAUUGAUAGAUUUUCUUAUUUUAAAUCAACCUGUUUUCCCUAGAAAAAAUGACCUCAUGUUUAUGAUCAUUUUAACAAUAAAGCAUUGGAUUCUCUUGGGA
Messenger RNA from Odocoileus virginianus texanus, 3966 nucleotides. NCBI's taxonomy places the organism in Eukaryota, Metazoa, Chordata, Mammalia, Artiodactyla, Cervidae. The record is from RefSeq and is a predicted model, not a curated record.